CACCUUCUACGCAGACGCAAAAGUAAUCAACCGGAUGUGGAUUACAGACACAGUUGUUCUAGAGUAACAAGUAAAGUAACUGUGUGAUUCACUUCGAAAAUGAGUAGUUCUGAAGAGGUUUCCUGGAUUUCCUGGUUUUGUGGUCUGCGAGGAAAUGAGUUUUUUUGUGAAGUUGAUGAAGACUACAUACAAGACAAAUUCAACCUGACUGGGCUAAAUGAGCAGGUGCCCCAUUACAGACAAGCCUUAGACAUGAUUCUAGACCUAGAACCUGAUGAUGAACUUGAAGACAACCCCAAUCAAAGUGACCUGAUAGAGCAGGCUGCCGAGAUGUUGUAUGGUCUGAUACAUGCCCGCUACAUCAUGACCAAUAGGGGCAUAGCACAGAUGAUUGAAAAAUGGCAACAGGGAGAUUUUGGAUAUUGUCCUCGAGUUUACUGUGAAAACCAAGCAAUGUUACCAAUAGGAUUGUCUGAUGUACCUGGGGAGGCAAUGGUCAAGCUCUACUGCCCUAAGUGCCAGGACGUGUACACACCCAAGUCCUCCCGCCAUCAUCAUACAGACGGAUCUUACUUUGGGACAGGCUUCCCUCACAUGUUGUUCAUGGUCCACCCAGAGUACAGACCCAAACGACCUGCCAACCAGUUUGUCCCCAGACUUUAUGGAUUCAAGAUUCACCCACUGGCCUACAACCUACAGAACCAAGCAGCUGCCAACUUCAAAAUGCCAAUGAGAGGGCUAGGUCAUAACAACAGUAAACGCUGACUCAUGUAACCGUAGGGAGCCACUCACUACAUUGAAAUAAGGACUUUAUUUAUGAAGUUACCUCUCUCCAGAGAAAGGAGUAGGGGGUAUAGCAUUCGGUAAACAGUGACUUGUGUAACAGUUUAAAGGGAGACAAUCCCUGCAAUAUGAAUUAUUGACAAAUAUUUAUGAGGUUACCUCGUUGCCCUGAGGUAGUGAUAGUUAUAACAAAGAUGCUUUUAACAAUUGAAGCCUGAUGUCAUAAGCUACAUUAUAUAUUCAUAAUGGUGUCCUCUUCUUAACUUUCUCCUGGAUUAAUACUAUUUUUUACAAUUAGAUAGCGUCAAUAAUAAAUAAUGUCUAGGACAGUUACCGCUGGUGAUAUUUUAGUUCGAUAAAUGAACAUCAGCUGAAACAUUCACUCAAUACAAGAAAUAUUGUAAUCACUUUUUUCUGGGAGGUUUUUGAAUAUCAGUCAAAGUACUUUAUUGUGUGGCGAUGUUUUGUGUAGGGAAAUUCAAUAUAUCCCGAAUGUGAUAAAACGUUGAUGAGAGAGAUUGAUCAUUGUUGCUAAAGUAGGGUGAUCAUAGAUGUAUCAUUUCAGGUGAAUUUCAUACCCUUCAGUUUGUUUCCUUUCUGAUGUAUUAUUGUCUAUCAUUUGCUCAUUAUGUUUGUCUAGGAGAUGUAACCAAAUUAGUACUACAUGUACAUGAGGGUGGGCAUACAGAGUCUUAAACAUAUAUACUUCCUGACUAAUUUUAUCAUUGAGAUUAAAGACUCUAGGUUUUAGUGUUUUUACAAUCAUGGUAUGUUAUAGUGUAUGUCAUUAACAUAGAUUUUGGAUUUUAAAAUUAAAAAAAUUAUGAAACAUGAAAUCUGGACAGAACAAGGAUUGAUCUGACAACGUCUGUCUUGGUAAAAAAAUGUUGCUGGUUUAUAAAGAAGAUAUUUGAGGGGAUUUGGUUUGGUUGAUGAAUUAUCCGUAUUUUUUAGGUAAAACCAUUCACAAAACAGGCAUUAAUGUAACGAUUGUAUAAGUACUAGCAAUGUUUUCUACCUGUUGUAACAAUGCCUCAUUUUAGCCAACUUUGUGUAUUUAUGCAACGCCUUCUAACAUAAUGUUCUGUGUGUUUAGUAAUGGUUAAUUUGAAAAAGUCAAUUAAGUCUUGUUAUAAAAGAGGAUUGCUUAUUAACCAAAUAUCAGUGUCGAGUCAGAAAAUUUUAAAAAAUUAUAGGUAUUGUUUGCCUGAAUUAUUGAUGGGGACGGUCAGUUGACCUACAGUACGUGAAAUGCUGGGUAUAUCGUUGUUAGUUCUGUCAUGACAGUGCUCCUGGCUGGAAUUACUGUAGGUAUUGGACAUUUUUUGAUGCAUAUGCUACUAUGUAUUGUAAAACUUUUGUGAUGUAACAGUUAACUGUAAAUACUAGUACUGAGAAUGAGACUCUUUUUAUACUUACACCAAUCUGCUUUGGAACUUUGUAUUGGCAGAAAUAUUAAGAAAUAUAGAACCAUUAAGUAAAAUAAAGUAUUAUUUCAUUAAUUACAGAACAUUAAAGAAAAUUUUUUUCUAGUAGAAUGGUAAAUCGAUAUAGAAGGUAUUGGAUAUCCUUUUGGUGCUUGUUGAAAAAAUCUUUGUUAUAUGGUUGGUAUUUCAAUGAUUAUGAAAACAAGAUUUCUUCAUGUAAAUCUUCAAUUUAUAUUAAAGGUGAUGAAUUGAUAUCCUUUUUGUGCUUUCUUUAAAUUUCACCUAGGUUUGGGUGAAAGAUUCGGUUAUUUCUAAAAUUGGUCAGAACUCAUUCUCAGCUGACCUAAUAAAGCUGAUGGAACACAUAUAAUGGGCCAGUUUGUUUAUGUGGACAAACUGGUUCGUCGGUUUUUAAAUGCAAUAUUUCAAACAUAUAUCUUGAUGGACCUGCAAAUGUUGAAUACAGGCCUUGGGAAGUCUUUGUCAAGACUCGUUUGAAAACAAUAUAAAAUCACCAGGUCCGUGUAUAUUUCAUAAACAAACAACACCGGUCCAUCUGGUCUAACCGUUUGGACCGCAAAAACAGAAACGGCCCAGAACUCUAUCUCAGUGUUGCUCUAAGUCUGUUUUCGAGGACUGGUGAUAUACCUUGUGUGUGAUAUAAGAAACAUAUUUAAUGGUAGUUUUAGUAUCUUAAAUAUCAGUUAUUGGCUAAACUGAUCCAACUGUCGUCCAUGCUCUAGUCACAGUAGACCUUUUACCUAGAAAACUUGAAACGGGUUGGAAUAUAUUGCCUGCCUUUGUGUGGCGAGCAGGGAUGACAAAUGUUAGUGUACUUUUUGUGUGUGUAGAUGUUCAGAAAUAACAAGUGCUGUAUAUAAAUCCAUAUCUCUAGAAACAGGUAAUAAAGUCUGUUUCGUUUUGUAACAAAA
Molecule: messenger RNA, 3142 nt
Organism: Pecten maximus
Lineage: Eukaryota; Metazoa; Mollusca; Bivalvia; Pectinida; Pectinidae
Product: casein kinase II subunit beta
Exons: 7
Coding region: 100-765 (221 amino acids)
Cellular component (GO): cytoplasm; protein kinase CK2 complex
Molecular function (GO): protein kinase regulator activity
Source: RefSeq, a predicted model, not a curated record